AUGUUGGAGAUGGACGGACCGGAUGUGCGCCCUGAGUAUCUGGCUGUCAAGACAGCAUUUGAGCGUGCUCUCUCCGCGCAGGAAAAUUAUUUGCCAGCUGGCUCUGUGCAUGAAGAUCAUGUGCAGACGGAAACCCAAGCAAGCGACUCGUGGUGGUGGGAACGCUACCAGUUUUUAGCCCCCAGUGAGCUCGCACUGGGCAGCAGUCCUAGCCAGGCUGUUGGGACAAUGGAUUCUUACCUUCUCGUGGUGUCCGGUGUUAAUCCCCGUUGGGGAGACCAAAGUGAAUCCGCCGUGGUUGUGCGGUCCGGCCCGGCGCGGUUGGCGCGGGGCACGACCACACAACCACACCAAAAUCAGGGGAUAACGGCAUAUGAAAACCAUCCGACUUCUUCUUACCCGACUCGCACUCGGGCCCGAUACUGGUCUUGCAUUACCAGUGGAAGUGGUGUCGCCUAA
Penicillium soppii is the source of this 459-nucleotide messenger RNA. RefSeq lists its product as uncharacterized. The record is from RefSeq and is a predicted model, not a curated record. Lineage: Eukaryota; Fungi; Ascomycota; Eurotiomycetes; Eurotiales; Aspergillaceae. The coding region runs from base 1 to 459 and encodes 152 amino acids. The transcript is spliced from 2 exons.